Chanos chanos (milkfish) is the source of this 741-nucleotide messenger RNA. Its product is annotated as E3 ubiquitin-protein ligase NEURL3-like. Gene Ontology annotation, cellular component: early endosome. Lineage: Eukaryota; Metazoa; Chordata; Actinopteri; Gonorynchiformes; Chanidae. The coding region runs from base 1 to 741 and encodes 246 amino acids. The record is from RefSeq and is a predicted model, not a curated record. Gene Ontology annotation, molecular function: ubiquitin protein ligase activity. The transcript is spliced from 4 exons. Gene Ontology annotation, biological process: ubiquitin-dependent endocytosis.
AUGGGACGACUGAGAACGAUGAUCCAAGGGCUACGGAAUUGGCAUAAGUGUGGAUGCUUCUGUCUGGGGCCGUUGACUUUUCACACGGAGGCUGUGGGGAAGCUGGUGACGCUGAGCCAGAACGCUCGUCGCGCGUCCAGAGAUGUGUCGUCUCCCAGAGACGGUCUGGUGUUCAGCAACCGUCCUGUGGUCAAGCGAGAAAAAGUGUGUUUGCGUGUGGAGCGCUGUAUGAUGGCAUGGCACGGCGCCAUUCGUGUCGGAUUCACCAACGUGCCACCGGAAUCGGUAAAACUUUCCUCGCUGGACAGUCCUGAACUGACAGACCGACCUGGUAUCACAGCCGUGGCAGUGCCUGCAGAAACCUGCUUUCCCGGCUCAAAGAUCAAGUUCUGGAUCGAAAGCGAUGGACUCCUGACUAUCCGAGCAGCCAACGGACUGAAGCACAGAGCUCCGAGUGUAAACCUGGACCUCAACCGGCCAGUGUGGGCGAUGAUUGACAUUUAUGGACAGACUGCUACGGUGCUCUUAAAGGGUUCAAAGAAGAAAGAUCAGAUUUUAGGCGUUCGUAAAUCGUCGUGUCCUGUUCCUUACAUCCCCCCGAGCCCAUCCGAGAGGGGUUAUGUGGAUAAAACGAACAAGCCUCUGGAGUGUGGGGAAAACAUGAGCCACAGUCAUCUUCGAUACCCUGAAAACAGACCAAAUACAGAACUGUACAUAGAACAAAGCGCAGUGUAUGUUUGA